GUGCUGCUGGUGGGCAGAAUAGAAAACACACGGAUGAGUGAAAAUAGUUGUCUGAACAGGGUUUGUUCUGGAGUUAUGUUUCAGGAGACUGCUGGGUCGUAGGGAUGGACUGGAUGUGGCAGAAGUAGAACAUCUCCAGUUGCUGGAUUUAAACUUUUGUCCCAGGACACAAGUAGAGAGUCCCACUCUUCCAACUCCAAGCAGUGAAGAUGACAGUGAUCCAGGCUUCCUGUAGGAAAGGUCUGCAGGUGUGUUUACUCCUGCUGCUGGUGGGACGACUGCAGGGCAGGGUCACGGCACCAGAGCGUCUGGAGGCUCCGGUGGAGAAGCCCUUCACCCUGAGCUGCAGUGUCUCCAGGGAGCGGGGUGAAUCCCUGAGGCAGGUGCGUUGGCUGGACGUACAGAACCAGACCUUGCUGAGCUACCAGCCCGGCCAGAGAGACAGCGUGAGUGGACAGCAGCACGUGGAGCUCGCCUCGUCCCCAAAGGACACCUCGGCCAUCACCAUCCGCAGGGUGGGCUUCCGCGACGAAGGCUGCUACACCUGCAUCUUUGACAUGCAUCCCUCGGGUUCAAGGAAGGGUCAGACCUGCCUCACUGUCACCUCACAAGUCACCGUCGAUGGCAACAAGACGGCGGUGAGCGGCAAGAAGGCGUCCCUCUCCUGCUCGUACGGUUUGCCUGAGAAGGUGCAGCAGAUCUCGUGGAGAUACACUCCUGCACAAGGAGAGUCCGCAGACGUGGCCUCCUUUGCAAAGCGCAGUGACCCCAUGAUUGAGCCACCGUACCAGGGCAGGGUCUGGCUCAGUGCCUCGCUGUCCGACAGCCAGCUCACCAUCCAGCCCGUCUCUAUCCAGGACGAGGGUUGCUACACCUGCCUGUACAACACAGAUCCUGACAAACCAAAGAGCUCCACAGUUUGCCUCUCCACCUAUGUGCUACCCAAACCCCAGGUGAGCUACAAGACCACCUCUCCAGGUGUGAUCGAGGCCAACUGCACCUGCGUGUCACGUCCCCCGGCAGAGAUCGUGUGGAACGUGGAGCGUGAUAACCGCACCGUGGGCCCCCCGGUGACCACGCAGCUUCCGCGGGCCGACGGGACCACCCUGGUCAUCAGUACGCUGACUGUGAAGUCAGGGUUGCUGAAAGACGUGUCCGUCAAGUGCCUGGUGCACCACAAAGGCCUGGAGUCGCCGAUCGCUGUUUCCAUGAACACUAAAAUUGGAACAGCUCUCACCAUCCUGAUCUCAGUCACCACAGUAGCAGCUCUGCUGGUCAUGUCCCUCUGCUUCUGCCUUUGGAAGUGUUUCCUGCGCAAAGAAGUGGAAUAACUUUUCAGAGCCUGAAAAACAGAGGCAGUGUUUCUCAGAGCCAACGUAGCAGAACUGAUUCCUGACAUCCUCCUCUUCCUCUUCAUCAUCACCUUGGUACAAAUUGAAGAUGGUACGACACACCAACACAAUCCUACUCGUGAACGCCGACCGUUCGACGUUCAACUCUGCUCCUCUGAAUCUGACUCUCACAUAAUCUCCAGGCUGUGUUCACAUGAAGUCUGUUGACUGGGUCAUAUUUAUUCUCUGUAAUGUAUUAGUCACCGUAUGGUCAAUAAAAGCACAGGGACUUUUCUGUGACAGCAUGUGUCUUUUCCUCAAAACACUGUCCUCUGUUUGUCUCUGAUGUUAAAUGAUGAUAAAAAAUGUGUGGUGAUAUUUUAUCUUUUUCUUAUUAAAACAAAACUAUAAAAAGAUCAAAAACAGAUCAAAGAGACACAUGGUGCACCAGUGGCAUGAACAUGCGAAGUUUAGUUUAGUUUUAAGUUGAUCCAAAAGACACCAUUCUGCUUCCAUACAUAUGCACAAAAUGACUGCUAAUCCCAACAAUCCACUAUUUAUCCCGCCGCUGUUUGUGUAGCAUUAGCUUAAACUACAGAAUGAAAAUGUUUAUCUUUAUAUUUAUCUUUUUGUAAUGUUGAUUCUAUAUGAAUUUCUAUAUGCCCUAUUUCUAGAGAUGUGUCUCAGUUAGUCUCAUGGCCUUCACCAGACUAUAGACUGAAAGAUGAUGGAAUAAUGGAAGUGGAAAGGCUAAUGUUGUCCAUCUUUACAGUCUCUAAGUCAGACCAGUAUUGAAGAGAUUGACUUGUGAUUUGGUAAGUUUGGGAUUUUUGACAGUAGGAAAAAUAUUAAAUACAAAAAUGUAGAAUAACAUAGCUAAGUGAUUCUCUUCUUUUACCUCAGUCGAUGACCUCGAUCCUGUCAGCUGGGAGGGGUCAUGGGUAGAUGUCAUCAGAUAAACUAAAGAGGCUGCACGCUUAUAUAUUUGUGUGUCUACAGAAAAAGUUUCUACACGUUGUGUGAGUGUGCAUGUGCGUGUGUGUGUUUGUGUGUGUGAUAGAGAGAGAGAGAGAGGGACUGUAGAGGUUAAAUUCCAUGAACAAAUAGCCUGAAUCAAUUCCCUGAGGAAGAAAUGGAGAAACCUUUUUUGGUGCCUCUGAGCGGAAUGCGUGUCUGUCUGCAUCUGAAGACUCCAACGAGUUGCUGUGGGUGAACUCAGGUUAGGCUGUGAUGGGGCGUUGAGGUUGGGCGGCUUUGUGGUUUUAGAAAUUGACUCAAGCGCUGCAGGUUUAACACGUUAAAAAAAUAAAACCCCGAAAGCUGGCUUCACGUUUUUGUUGGAUCUGGAUCAAAGUGGCACCUAAAGUAAAAUGUAAAGGUGCUUUGUGGAUGUAUAAAAUGUGUAUGUGUACAUGCAUUUAAAAUUGUAUUCUUGGUUUUAGAACAGAUAAGAAUCUGUCAGUUAUUUGUCGACAGAAGAAUGACGCUCAGGUUAUCAGUCUUCAAUCACUUUCCGUCCUUUUCAGAAAAAGGACUUUUCAGUAAUAACAUGAUUAUCGGUUGUGUUGCUCUUUCUGUGGAGUUUCAGUUAAAGUGUUCAACACUGAUUAUGAGUCCAGUCCUGUAUAGAGCAAAAACAAGAGUAGAAGAUGAACUGGUGCAUUAUUAUCAACUAGUUGAAAUUGAUAUAAUAAAUGCAAUAAACAUUAUAAUAAAACUUAAAGCCUAUUAAGUUUC
Molecule: messenger RNA, 3068 nt
Organism: Platichthys flesus (European flounder)
Lineage: Eukaryota; Metazoa; Chordata; Actinopteri; Pleuronectiformes; Pleuronectidae
Exons: 7
Coding region: 210-1331 (373 amino acids)
Molecular function (GO): cell-cell adhesion mediator activity
Source: RefSeq, a predicted model, not a curated record